AUGGAUUGGGUAAAUGUGAGCAUCCCACAGGAAUUCAUCCUGUUAGGUUUCUCAGAUAGACCAUGGCUGGAGUUUCCACUUUUUGUGGUUUUCCUCAUUUCUUACAUUGUGACCAUCUUUGGCAAUCUGACCGUUAUUCUAGUGUCACGUCUGGACUCCAAACUCCAUACCCCCAUGUAUUUCUUUCUUACCAACCUGUCUGUCCUGGACCUUUGCUACACCACAAGUACAGUUCCACAAAUGCUAGUAAAUUUACACAGCACUAGGAAGGUAAUUAGUUACGGUGGCUGUGUGCUUCAACUUUUCAUGUUCUUGUCAUUGGGGGCCACUGAAUGUGUUCUCCUGGCUGUCAUGUCCUUUGAUAGGUUUGCAGCUAUUUGUCGGCCUCUCCAUUACCCAGUUAUCAUGCACCAAAGGCUCUGCCUCCAAUUGGCAGCUGCAUCCUGGGUUACUGGCUUUGUCAUUUCAGUGUGGAUGUCCACUCUGACUCUCCAGCUGCCAUUAUGUGGCCCCUAUGUAAUAGAUCACUUUCUCUGUGAAGUCCCUGCACUACUCAAGUUGUCAUGUGUUGACACAACAGCAAAUGAGGCUGAACUAUUCUUUGGAAGUGUGCUAUUCCAUCUAACACCCCUGAUACUCAUCCUUAUAUCAUAUGCUUUUAUUGCCCAAGCAGUGUUGAGAAUCCAAUCUGCUGUAGGUCGACAAAAGGCAUUUGGGAUAUGUGGUUCUCACCUAAUUGUGGUGUCACUUUUUUAUGGCACUGCCAUCUCCAUGUACCUACAACCACCAUCAGCUAACUCUAAGGACCGGGGAAAGAUGGUGUCCCUUUUCUAUGGAAUCAUUGCACCCAUGAUGAACCCCCUUAUAUAUACACUUAGGAACAAAGAGGUAAAGGAGGCCUUUAAAAGGUUGGUUGCAAGAGUCUUCUUAACCAAGGAAUAGGGAAUAUGUAAACGAAGCUUUGUUAAAGACUUAACGUUUACUUAAUUUACUAAGUUACUUCUCUUCAAGUUGCCCU
Messenger RNA from Loxodonta africana (African savanna elephant), 1018 nucleotides. Its product is annotated as olfactory receptor 2B6. Gene Ontology annotation, biological process: detection of chemical stimulus involved in sensory perception of smell; G protein-coupled receptor signaling pathway. Bases 1 to 942 code for a protein of 313 amino acids. Gene Ontology annotation, molecular function: G protein-coupled receptor activity; olfactory receptor activity. The transcript has a single exon. Lineage: Eukaryota; Metazoa; Chordata; Mammalia; Proboscidea; Elephantidae. The record is from RefSeq and is a predicted model, not a curated record. Gene Ontology annotation, cellular component: plasma membrane.